AUGAAUAAAAAUUUCAAUAUUUCCAAUUAUAAUUUGGAUUUAAUUAAAUGCUUGCAAAAUGAAUCGGGAAUAUACUUUAUAUUAGAUCCAACAAAAGCGAUACAUGACAAAAAAAAUUCAGACGUCUAUGAUAUAUUUAUCCCCGAAAAUAGUGAUGGAGUUACAUUACAUGUUCAGAAAGUAAAUAAUGAAUAUAAAUGUAUAGGGGUAAGUAUAACCAAGCGUGGAAUAGAUAUAAAUACUGGGACAAGAAUAUUUAAUACAAAAAUAGCUGAUUGGUUAGAACAACUUUUUAAUUUUAAUAAAUCAUUAGGAAGUAAUAAUAAUGGAUCAGCUAAUGCAAAUAGUAAUAACAAUGAAAACGACGAUGGAAAUAAUAAUUGGUCUAAUAUGGAAAGAAAUGGAGGAAAUAACAAUGAAUACGGUAUAAUUGUUAAUAACAAAAAUACCAGUAUUAAUGCAAAUCCAAUAAAUAAUAUCGGAGGAGCUAAUAAUGAACAGGGAAAUGCAAGCGAUGAUGAUAAAGACCCAAACGAUGGUGAUGGAAAUGAUAAUCCCGACAACUCUGAUGAUCAUAAUAAUUCUAUUAUAAAUAAUGGAAACAAUAAAUAUAAUAAUUAUAAUAAUGUUAGGCAUAAUUUAUCAAAUAACCAAACAGGUGUGCCUAUAACAAAUUUAAUAAAAAACUCAAAAGGUGGGUAUGAUAAUUUUGAAAAUAAUGAUAAUUAUAAUAAUGCAAUUAAUAUGCCCAAUAAAUCAAAAAAUAGUAAAAAUCCAAUAAAUCAAGGAAAUUGCAAUUUAAAUGUAAAUAAUAAUUUAUCAACACAUAUAAUACCUUCGUCAAAUUUAUCUUCAUCUCAAUCGAAGAAACAAAAUCAACAUACUAAACAAAUCCGAUUAAACCAAAUGAAUAAUUCUCAUAAAUCUCAUUUAUUACAAUAUCAUAAUUCAAACUAUGAUGAUAAAAAUAGUAAGUUAUAUAACAAUACUGUAAUAAAUAAACAUAUUUCUUCUGAAAAUGCUGGAGCAGCUCAUGCUUCUAAUAAUAAUGAUACGGUUAAAGGAAAUAAGAUAGGGUGUAAUACUCGACAAAAGAAUUCCCCUCAUUCCUUGCACAAUGGCACUAAUAAUUCAAACAAAGGACAACAACAAGCAUAUAAUGAAAAUUUGGGUUAUAGGCCUACGUUGUUUAAUUUGUUAGAAGUUUUAUCAAAUCAUAAUAUUACAACACCAGAUCAAAGAGUGUGCAUUAGAGGAAUAGUGACUGAUUUUUUAAAUAAUGAAUUGCCCCAUGGAAAAAUAUAUGCAUAUAUCGGUGCAGUAGUUGGCCAUGAUAUAUUGCAUGAUAUAAUAAAAAAAUUAGAAAAAGAUCCUAAUCGGAAUGCCGUACCAGAUGCAUCUGGAUUAGCUAGAAUCGAAGCUUCUUUUGGUUUAAGUAAAUCAUCUUAUGAUUUUAUGAAUCAUAAUUCAACUAAUUCAUCUAUGAAUAAUAUUCCUAAUGUUUUAUUUAAUAAUAGAAAUUUAAAUAGUGCACUACUAAAUAAUCAUAUAUAUUCAAAUAUAUUAUCAAACGUGGCAAAUAAUAAUGGUAAUAUUGGGGAUAAUAUGGGUCACUCUGGAAUGUUAAAUACAGAUAACGAAAAAAUUUCAAAUAAUAAAACAGCUAAUGAUAUUAAUAAUAUGAUGAUGAAGUAUGGUGAUAAUGAUAAAUUAGGUGGUUCAUACAAUAAUAAUAUGCUAAAUAUAAACAAAAAAAAAGCACUUAAUAUGUUAAAUAUGAGAUAUAUGGAUAAUAAUAUUGCCGAUAUGGCAAAUUUAGGAAUAAAUAAUAUGAACAGUACAGAUAAUAAUUAUAUGAGUCAAAUGAAUAUUGAUUUAGCUAAUUUAGAAAAUUUAAAUAAUGCUAAAAACUCUGGCUUAUCAAUGCAAGAAUAUUUAUAUGCUUCUAAAAAUCUUCAUAAUGUUAAUUCUCUCAAUCGAAAUAGUAAUAUAACUGAGGAUGAAGAAGAAUUAAUGAAGGUUAUAAAAAAAAAUAUUGAAACAUAUAAAAUGAAUAAUAUAAAAAAUAUAUUAAUAUCAUCUGUUUUUGGUAGAAUAAAAUGGCUAAAAAUAAUGAAUGAAUCUCCACAUGCAUAUUUAUAUGGACAUAGUAUAGUCAAAUAUGGUAAUAAACUAUAUAUGUUUGGAGGUACUAAUAAUAAACAUAAAAAAGUACCGUUUAAUCAUACAUUAACAUUUAGUCUAAUUUAUUAUAAUUAUAAAUUAUUACCACUUAGUGGCAAUUAUCCUGAAGAAAGAGAUGGACAUACAACACAUUUGGUUUCAUUGAAAUCUGGUUUGUCUGUAUUUUUAUUUGGGGGUGCUAAUAAUAAUAUAUAUUAUAAUGAUAUAUAUAUAUUAGAUAUGGAAACACGGAAAUGGUCAAAAAGGAUUGUAAAUGGAAAAAUACCACUGCCUAGACACCAACAUUGUUCAUUAGUCUAUCCAGCAAAAAGCGAGCAUUUAAGAGGUGAAAAAUUAAAUUUAACAGAAGGAGUUAUAGUUUAUGGAGGAAAAUGUUUAUAUAAUAAUAAUAUUGUCAAUUUAAAUGAUAUGUGGAUAUUUUUAUUUGAAACAAAUAUGUGGGUACGUAUAAAUUAUUUAGGAGAUCAAGUUCCUAUUGGAAGAUAUGGAAUGAAUUUGAUUUGGUCUGAUACAAAUACUUUAUGUUUAUUUGGUGGAGAAUAUUUAUAUUCAGACAAAACUUGUAAAACUAGAAAACUUCUAGAUGAUAUGUGGACAUUUCGAUUAAACACUCCAAUAUUAACUAAUAAUAUUGAAGAUACAAAUACAGACAUAAAAUAUCCUUCUUAUGAAAAUGCAGUAAAUGCUCAAGACGAUCUUCAUAAACAUCAAAAAGGAAUAAAACAAGAUCCUUAUAUAAAUAAUGUAAACGAAAACAAUGGAAUGGCUAGUCAUGAUAAUGACAAUGAUCAAACUGAUAACUUACAUGAUCAAAAUGAAGCAAAUGAAAUGGACACUAAAAUGGGAAAUAACAAUAAUGAAUCUCAGGGUGUAGAUAAUAAAGAUGUUGAAAAUAGUAAUAAUUUAGCUAAUAAAAUAAAAAUAACAGGAGAAUGGAAAAGAGAAAUAUAUGAAGGAAAUAUAGGAUGCCGAUCAAAUUAUAGUAGUAUUUUUAUUACUCAAAGGCAUCAAGAUUUUAAAGGUGCUGAACCCAAAACUAUUGAAAAAUUAAUGCUUUUAUGUAGUGGAAUAACUUAUGAUAAUAAAUUAAAAAUUGUUUCAAGUGAUGAAAUUUAUGUAUAUUUCUUUUCACAAAAAAGAUGGUAUUUAUUAAAAGGAAAAUUAUAUAAUGAAGAAUAUAUGUAUAAUGCAAGACAAAGACAUGUAGGAUGUUUUUUUGAAUCAAAGAAUGUAUUAGGUAGAUCAAAUAGAAACCCUGUUCCAUGUAUAUUUAUACAUGGUGGUUUUAAAAAAAACUCCGUAUUUGGUGAUGCAUGGUUAUUAUCUUUGACUGGUGAAAAUCCAUUAAGAUUAUAUGAAUAUGAUACAUGUAGAGAGAAAAUAUCAACAACACAAAUGCCAUUAUAUUAUUUCCGAGAUACCCAUUCGAUAAGUUUAUUAUACACAUUUUGUACAUUACAAAAAUGGUUAUUUGGUGCCUUUGCUAAUUUAGUAGAUAAUUCAGUAUAUGCUAUAAAUCCAGCAGAAAAUGUUUUUAUAAAAUAUGAACUUACUCCUGAACAUGAUGGUAUGAUAUCUAUUCAAGAUGAUGGUGAAGGAUUAGAUUUUAAUGCAAUGAAUCGAAUAUUAAGAAUGUAUGGAAAUUAUAAAAAUUAUGAUAAUAAUUCAUUCUAUAAUAAUAACAAUAAUAAUAAUAUAAAGAAACAUUCCCUACCUAAUAAUGAUGAUUCAGAUAGCCAUGAAAUAGAUAAUUAUGAUGAUAAUGAAGAUGAACAGGAAUAUAAUGAAGAAACAAAUAAUACUAACGACGCUAACAAUAAUGAAAAUAAUGCUGAUCAAAAUAAUGAUCAAUAUGAUAAUAAUAAUAAUACAGGUUUUGGAAAUAAUGUAACAGAUGAAAUGCAACAAAAUGCAGAAAAUGAAGAAGGAGCAGAUGGUGAAAAAAGUUAUAAUAAUAAUUUAUCGGAAGGUCAAAAUGGUGAAGGAAUAAUUAAAAAAGAAAAUGAUAUACGUAAUAAAAAUGGUCCUAUUGGAAAGAAAAAAUGUACAUGGAAUGAUACAUUUUAUUAUAAAAGAAAAAAUCAAUACUAUUUUUACAAUGAUCUUUCUAAUAGUAUAUUUGAUAUUAAAUAUGGUGUAGGUUUUAAAACUGCAUUUGCUAGAAUUGCAUCAAGCUGUGCAAUUAUGUCAAGAACAAUUAAUACAAUAGGUAUUGGCUUGUUAUCACUUGAAUUAAUGAAUCAUUGUGAUGCUAAAGAAUUAGCUACUCCCUUAUGUAUGUGGAAAUUACCAAAUAAAGAAUUAAUAAAUAGAAAUAUUGCUAAUAAAUCAGAGCAUAGACAUCAUCAAAAAUUAUUAAUGUCUUAUACUCCAUUUAAUAGCCCAAGUUUAUUGGCCGAGCAAAUUAAUAUAUUAGGUACUUAUAGUGGUACUAGAUUAUUAUAUUGGAAUUUUAGAGAUGAUAUGGAUUUUGUUAUUUUUAAUCCAACAAAUAAUAAUAUAUAUCUUAGUAGUGCACCAUUAAGUAUUGAUGAACUUAAAAGUAAAAAUAAAAAACGUAAAAAUGGACAAGGUGAAGAAUCAAAUAUUAAUUCUAAAUAUCAAGGUGUGAAGGACAUAAAAUUUGCUAACCGAAUAAUUAAACGUAAAGGAGUUUUCGGAGAAGAUGGUAAUUUAAAAAAAUUCAAAGCAGAUGCUGAUAAUCCAGAUGAAGAAGGUGAUGAUGAAAAUGAUAAAUAUAAUAAUGUAGAUGAUAAUUAUAAUAAAGAAGAAGAAAAUAUUAAAAAAGAACAUGAUAAUAUGAGUACCUCCUCAAAAAAUAAUAACAUUCCUGAUGAUAAUAAUGAUGAAAAUAAAAAUGGAAAUUCAUUAAAUUAUAAAGAAAAAAUGAAAUAUGAAGAUCAAUUAAAAUAUAAUAAUAAUAAUUAUUUUAAAAAACGAAUGAAUUUAUUUGAAUAUAAUUCACAUUUAAGUCCAAGUAUAUCAAAAGAAAAAUAUAAUAUGAAUGAUAUGUUUCCAUUAUGGGAUCAUCCAAAAGAUAGUAUUGAUUAUUGUUUAUCUACUUAUUUAUAUUGGCUAUAUUUACGUAGAAGUACAAAUAUAUUUUUACAAAACACCUUACUAAUACCUACAUCUAUGAGAAGAGAAAAAGACAUUAUUGCAAACAAAAAUAAUAAUGAUACUAAAGGAAAAAAGAAAAAAAAAUCAUCCAAAUUACGAAAUAAAAAUAAUAACAAACAAAAUAAUGCAAAUAAUCAAAGUGAAGAACAAGCUGAUGCUACAAAUAAUCAAGAAAAUGAUCAAAUAGCUAGUAAUGAAGAAAAUAAUGGUGACAUAGGAAAUACAUCUGAAACUGCUGCCGAAAAUAAUAAAUCGGAACAAGAAUAUGAAAACAAUGACGAUAAUAAUCAUAGUGAUGCCCAAAAUGAAGAUAAUAUAAAUAAUGAAGAAGGAGAAACUUCUGAACAAAAUGAAAAUGAUGAUAUAAAAAAUGAAAAUGAUGGUACAAAUAAAGACGAAGGAGAAAAGGAAGAAAAUAAUAAUGCAAACGAUGGAAAGGAAAAGGAUAAUUGUGAAAAUGAUCCAAAUGCUGGGCUAUCAAAAUUAGAAAAACAAAAACUUGAAGAAGCAUUAGAGUAUGGUAUACCUCAGGAUGCACAAGCUCAAAAUUCUGCAAAUAAAAAUGACACAGAUGAUGAAGAUGAAGAAGAGGAAGAGGAGGAGGAAGAAGACGAGGAAGAGGAAGAAGAAGACGAGGAUGUAGAAGAGGAAAAUGAAGAAGCUCCUAAAAAUGAUGAAGAUAAUGACAAUAUAAAUGAAACAAAUAAUGAAGGAGAAAAUGAAGGAAAUAAUAAUGUAGAAAACGAAGGAGCAGAAGUUGAAGGUGAAGCUAAUGAAGGUGAUGAAGUAGGUGAAGAUGGAGUAGUAAAAACAGAACCACAAAAUGAAAUGGAAAAUGAAAAUAAUAUAGAAGAAGAAGAUGGUACUGAAAAAAAUAAAAAAGUUAAAAAUGAAAAAAAUAAAAUAGGAAAAACUAUUGAUGAUCCAAAUGAAGAUAGUAUUGCUAGUAGAAGAAAAAGAAGAAGAAAAAAAGAUGAUUUAGCAGCUGGUGCAGGAGCAAAUGGUAAAAAAAAUGGAGAAAUAGAAAAAAUGAAAAAAGAAAAUUAUGUUAAUGUAUAUAUGGAAAAUUUUAAAAUUAAAGAUGAAUAUUAUAUAAAUAAUCCAAGUAGAUAUACCUUAUAUCAUUUCUUAAGAAGAAAAUUAUAUAAAAUGGUAGAAAGCCAUUAUUUAUUUACCCCUGCAGAUCAUACAUAUGGUUCUUUUAUUAUGAUGGGUUUUUUAAAUGAUAAUAAUAAUACAAGUAUGGAAGUUAAUAGAGUUUGUGAAACUGGUAUAUUAUUGUAUUAUAAAAAUAGAUUAAUAAAAAGAUUAGAUGCUCCAUUUAUUGAUACUCCAUAUAAUUUAUUUUUAUCAAAAUAUCCUCCUAGUCCUUCUUUAUAUGAAGGUAAUUUAUAUAAAUAUGCUUUGACAGUUAUUGUAAAUGUCCCUAAUUGGUUAAAGCCUUCGGUUAGUAAACAAGAAUUUGUUCAUGAAAAUAAUCACGCAUUUUUAGUUUUUAAAAAGAAGUUAGUCACAUUAAUAAAACAUUACUUAUCUAUUUGUGAAGAUAUUGUUAAGCUUAACAAAUGGAGAGAAUCAAGAGAUUUGAAAUUAAAAAGAUAUUUAGAAAAAAUGCAAAACCAAAGUGUAAGAAGUCGCAAUGACUCAGAUUAUGAAAAUGAUGAUGACGAUAAUAAUAAAAGUAAAAAUUAUAACAUCAUAUAUAAUGAUGAAGAAGGUGAUUAUAUGAAUGAUCAAAAUGAUGGAAAUAAAAAAAAAAAAGAAGAAAUUAAUUAUUCGGGAAGAAAUAAACCAUCCUCAUAUGCAAACGAUAAUGAACAAGCCUUACAUAAAAAUAAAAAAACAAAAACAAAUAAUGACGAUUCAAAUAAAAGAGAUCAAAACCCAACAUCUGAAAAUGAAUCAGCUAAUUUGGAUAAUGAAAAUAAUCAAGAAAAUGAUAACUUAGAUGAAGAAUAUGAUGAAAUGGAUCAAGAUGCUGAAAAUCGAGAAAAUUAUGACGAUGAAAAAGAUGAACCUGAAGAAAAUGAGGAGGAAGUUGAAGAAGACGAUCCAAAUGAUGAAGAGUAUAAUGCCGAAAUGGAUGAUCAAAAAAAUCGAAGUGUUGAUCAAGAGACUGAGGAGGAAAUGGCUGAAGAAGAUGAAGAAUAUGAACCAGGGGAUGAUUAA
Plasmodium vinckei vinckei is the source of this 7473-nucleotide messenger RNA. Its product is annotated as conserved Plasmodium protein, unknown function. The record is from RefSeq and is a predicted model, not a curated record. Bases 1 to 7473 code for a protein of 2490 amino acids. Lineage: Eukaryota; Apicomplexa; Aconoidasida; Haemosporida; Plasmodiidae. Gene Ontology annotation, molecular function: protein binding. The transcript has a single exon.